UUCGAACCUUCCUCUUUAUUUCCUUUUUCUCUUUAUACUUCACCUAUAAAUUCGUUCCCCCAUAAACAGAACCCAACAAAUAAUCGGAGUUAGUUUCAAACAAACUAUUUUUCAUUCUCCAAAUUUUUUUCUGAAUCUGUUAGCUACCUGUUUCUUCAACAAUCCAAUAUCAACAAUGGAGUUACGUCCUUUAGACAUCAAAGUGAUCUCUGCAGACGGCAUAAAAAAUGUCAAUACUUUCUCUAAGAUGGAUGUUUAUACAGAAGUCCACAUUUCCAGUUACGCCAGCAAGGCUUCUAAGCAGAAAACUUUUGUUGAUAAGAAUAGCGGCACGAAUCCUAAGUGGAAUCACUCCAUGAGAUUCACUCUCGAUGAAUCGUCUCUCACGAAAUCAGGGAUUUACCUCGUCUUUCGUCUCAAAUCUGAUCGCACUUUGGGUGACAAAGAUAUUGGUGAGGUAUCUGUUCCUAUUCAUGAUUUGUUCAAUUCUAAUGGCACAAUGGAGAGGUUCGUUGAGUAUCCAGUGAUUACAGAGAGCGGAAAACCUAAAGGUACUCUGAAAUUUUCCUAUAAAUUUGGGGAAAAAUUUACAGCGCCUGAGCCGAAGAGAGAUGUAAAUCAUGAACCUGUAACCGCUUAUCCUGCUCAAAUGCAUCCUGGUAUGGGUUAUAAUCAGCAAAAUUCGGGAUACGGAUAUCCACCUCCGGCUCAUCAAGGUGGGUACGCAUACCCAUCCCAAGCUGGUGCACCGGGUUAUGGAUAUCCACCACCACAACCUGGGUACGGGUAUCCGCCACCACAACCUGGGUACGGGUAUCCACCGGUGCAACCGCCACCGCCAAAGAGGAAGAACAAGAUGGGAGGUGGAUUAGGGUUAGGGUUGGGUGCAGGAUUGCUUGGUGGUUUGUUGGUGGGAGAUAUGAUUUCUGACGUCGGAGAGAUGUCUGCUUAUGGUGAUGGGUAUGGAGAUGCUAUGGAUGAUAUGGGUGGUGGCUUUGAUUUUUAGUUUAAUUUUCCAAAUUUGUAAAUUUUAUUUGUUUUUUU
This is a messenger RNA of Solanum stenotomum, 1044 nucleotides long. Its product is annotated as protein SRC2 homolog. Gene Ontology annotation, biological process: defense response. NCBI's taxonomy places the organism in Eukaryota, Viridiplantae, Streptophyta, Magnoliopsida, Solanales, Solanaceae. The record is from RefSeq and is a predicted model, not a curated record. The transcript has a single exon. The coding region runs from base 176 to 1006 and encodes 276 amino acids.